GAGUGAAUGGCACAGCACCAAACCUGGAGACUGACUGGGGUGCUCUGUGCUCACCACUCCUGGUCUUUAAAAAUCACAACUUCACAAGUCUUUACAAGUGGGCUGCAGCUUAACUUCACAAGUCUUAACUAGCUUCAUAUCGCAAUGGCUAAUUCUGGCGCCGGCGUGUCCACGGCCCUCAUCCUCUUCUUCUUCUUCUUCUUCUUCUUCCUGGCCUCGUCAUCAUCGUUGGCCGAGGACGCCGUGCUUGGCCGGAAGGGUAACAUCGGCGCCGGGGAAGAAGAGGCUGCCAUCGUGAAGGCGGGACCGGAGAAGUACGCCGUGAUCUUCGACGCCGGUAGCACGGGCACGAGGGUGCACGUCUUCAAGUUCGACAGGAAGAUGGACCUCCUCAAGAUCGGCGACGACGUCGAGGUCUUCGCCAAGGUGAGUCCCGGGCUGAGCUCGUACGCCGGGCGGCCUCAGGAGGCGGCAAAGACAUUGCUACCUCUUCUCGACAGGGCCAAGAGCGCCGUGCCCUGGUGGCAGAUGAGCUUGACGCCAGUUAAACUAGGGGCGACGGCUGGAUUGAGACUCAUCGGAGAUGAGCAAUCAGAGCAGAUCCUUGAAGCGGUGAGAGAUGUCAUCUGGCGCAGGAGCAUAUUCCAGUACAACCCAAAAUGGAUCAAUGUUCUUGAGGGGUCUCAAGAAGGAUCUUACAUAUGGGUUGCCCUGAACUAUCUGCUGGAUAGAUUGGGAGGAGAUUACUCCAACACGGUAGGUGUGAUCGACCUUGGAGGUGGCUCUGUUCAGAUGGCAUAUGCAGUCUCUGCAAAUGCUGCAGCAAACGCUCCGGCAGUGCCUGAUGGCAAAGACCCUUACAUCACCAAAGAGUACCUCAAGGGCAAAGACUACAGCGUCUAUGUCCACAGUUACUUGUACUACGGUAACUUGGCUGCCCGCGUGGAGAUCCUGAAGGCGAGUCCCCGGCCGUUCAGCGACUGCAUGCUGCUCGGGUCCACCGGCAACUACACCUACAACGGCGAGGACUACCCGGCGGUGGCGGCGCCAUGGGGCGCGUCGUACGGCAAGUGCAGGAAGGAGGCCCGCCGGGCGCUGAGGCUGGACGCGCCGUGCAAGGCCAAGAACUGCACCUUCAAUGGCGUCUGGAACGGCGGCGGCGGCGCCGGGCAGAAGGAGAUCUACGCGGCGUCCUUCUUCUACGGCAAGGCGACGCAGGUCGGGUGGGUGGACAAGGCGGCGCCGAGCGCCAAGUCCAGCCCGGCGGAGUUCAGGGCGGCGGCGAAGGAGAUCUGCCCGCUGAGCUUGGAGGAGGCCAGGGCGGCGUUCCCCGGGGUGCGGGAGACGGAGUUCAUAUGCAUGGAUUUGGUGUACCAGUACACGCUGUUGAAGGAUGGUUUUGGGCUGCGGCGGCGGAGGCAGAUCACGCUGGUGGAGAAGGUGAAGCAUGGGGAGUUCUUCAUCGAGGCCGCGUGGCCGCUCGGGGAAGCCAUUGAGGCCGUCGCGCCCAAGAAGCGCCUCUCUCAGGAUUCUUGAUCUCGCGAGAGGGCGGCUCCAUCAUGGAUUCUGUAAUCUCUGCCGUCUAUAGCGAGAAAUAAUUGUGCCAUCGGAAAAAUGGACUAUGGCCAUCUCCUUCUCCAGAAAAAUAUAGCCAUCUCCGAGAUAUUAAUUCACAGUUGAAUGGGGAAUAUGUUUUUUUCGAAACGAUGAGUAAAGCUCGAUCUCUUUUUUUCGUCUC
This is a messenger RNA of Brachypodium distachyon (stiff brome), 1738 nucleotides long. Its product is annotated as probable apyrase 3. Bases 145 to 1536 code for a protein of 463 amino acids. Gene Ontology annotation, molecular function: nucleoside diphosphate phosphatase activity. Gene Ontology annotation, biological process: nucleoside diphosphate catabolic process. Gene Ontology annotation, cellular component: membrane. The transcript has 5 exons. NCBI's taxonomy places the organism in Eukaryota, Viridiplantae, Streptophyta, Magnoliopsida, Poales, Poaceae. The record is from RefSeq and is a predicted model, not a curated record.